Molecule: messenger RNA, 294 nt
Organism: Aspergillus clavatus NRRL 1
Lineage: Eukaryota; Fungi; Ascomycota; Eurotiomycetes; Eurotiales; Aspergillaceae
Exons: 2
Coding region: 1-294 (97 amino acids)
Source: RefSeq, a predicted model, not a curated record
AUGGUUAAGACCGCCCUUCUCCCUCUUGCUCUUCUUGCUGCACUGGCUCCCUUUGCUACUGCAAGGAACUGUAAGACUGGGCUGAACUAUUGUGGUUGGAACCUCUUAAACAUUGGUAACUACGGGGCCCAGGUUAAUGGCGCCCUUGAGGCUUCUGGCCAGCCCACUGAUGAUGGCCAUAUCCGUGAAUCCCUCUUCCACUGCAAUGGUGGUGACAAUGGUGAUAUCUCCUUCAUCACCUACUGCGGUGGUGGCUGCAGAGAUGGCGGCAAUGACCGCAGCGACUACUGCUAG